Parus major (Great Tit) is the source of this 3812-nucleotide messenger RNA. RefSeq names its product uromodulin like 1 (gene UMODL1). Gene Ontology annotation, cellular component: extracellular region; cell surface. Gene Ontology annotation, molecular function: protein binding; calcium ion binding; peptidase inhibitor activity. The transcript is spliced from 19 exons. NCBI's taxonomy places the organism in Eukaryota, Metazoa, Chordata, Aves, Passeriformes, Paridae. The coding region runs from base 62 to 3505 and encodes 1147 amino acids. The record is from RefSeq and is a predicted model, not a curated record.
AGGCCUCUCUUUGCUGGGGUACCACCUGUGCAACUACACCCUGACCAAAAGUGUGUUAAAAAUGGUCACCUACCAAAAGUCCUAUGAGAAGAACACACCCUGUGGAGGGUGGAUCCCGUGGAUGGUGUGUCCCCAGACACGCCACAGAACGCAGUUUCACAGUGUUGAAGUCCCUGAAACCAUCACUCUCACAGAUUGCUGUGAAGGAUAUGAACAAGUUGGACUCUACUGCUCUCUAGCACUCAACAGAUCCAGUGUAUUUGCCUCAAGACCUGGUAUUUGUCCAGUGAAGGAUAUGGAAAUAUUUGAUUAUCCUUGCACGUUCGAUACUGAAUGUCCAGGGCUGAAAAAAUGCUGCAGCUCAUCCAAAGGAGCAGGCUGUGUGGAUCCCAUGCCAGAGGGGAGGAUGUUCUGGUACAACGUGACAGUGCUUGUGAAAAUGGAUUUUAAUGAAUUAAUCCGGGUGGAUCCCCACCUUCUGAAUCAUUCCCGCCUUUUGCACUCUGUGAUCACUGGAGCACUGCAGCCCCUGAAUGCCUCUGUGCACCACAUCCAGAGUGACUGUGGGGACAUCUACGCUGGGACAGUGGCCUCUCAGCUUCUCCUGGGAAUGCAGCAGCCAGCUCCUCUGGCAGAGGUUUCCUCCUCCCUGAAGGCCAUGGUGAAACGAGUGUAUGAAGUGAUUGACACACAAGUGCAAGAUGUCAAUGAAUGCUCCUAUGCUGAAUUCAACGCUUGCCCUGAGAAAAGCAGCUGUGUAAACCUGGAGGGUUAUUACAGCUGCCACCCUCAGCAUGAACAUGCCACUGUCAUCCCUGACUGGCUGAGCCCAAGGAAGGAAGGCAUUGCAGCAUCUACUCCAAUUUCAGUAAAUGCUGUUAACACUGGCACUAGUUAUCCCUCUACGAGGAAAGCAAAUCUCUUGUCCAUAACCAACCAAUCUACAGAUGUUGGGUGCUAUCCCUCUGCAGUUAUAAACCAUCGAAUCCUCAGCGUUACCAGCAACAGCUUUGAAAUGUCCUGGCUUGUCAUUCCCACUCUGAACCACACUUUCCAAGUCCGGGUGUCCAAGGGCAAUGAAACUGUGCAAAACCUGCAGACAGAGGAAAUGCACAUGGAUGUGGCUCACCUGGAAGCAGGUGUGAUGUAUUCAGUAGAGAUCAGCUAUGAAACUUGUGGGAAAAUCAUUAUCUCCCAUCAAAAUGUUAAAACAGAGGCCAAGAUAUUUGAUGUUACUAUGAGGAUUCUCAACUACAACUUCACUGAUGAUUUCCAUAAUUCCAGCAGCUCAGCAUAUGAGGAAUUUUCAAGACUGUUGCUUACAGAGCUUGAAAAUUCAUUUCCACCCAACAUUUCUGCCUUGUACAAAUCUGGGAAGCUGAAAGUGCAAAUUGAAUCCCUGGCAGCAGGAAGCAUCAUUGUGAGGCUCAGAAUCACCGUGCAGGAUCCCAAGUUUCCAGUGGAUGACUCCACAUUUGCCCCAGUGCUUUCCUACCUGCACAAUGGCUCUGUGCUUGUGGUGGAUCAGCAAAACACUGCAGUAAAAGACUGGGAUGAAUGUGCUUCCCAAGCUGAGAAUGACUGCUCUGUGUUUGCAGAGUGUAUCAAUUUGAUGGGCUCCUACACGUGCAAGUGCAAGACAACCAUGGAUACCAAUCCAUCCCGACCUGGAAGAAACUGUGAGGGUGAGACUGUGGAUCCUCUCACUGAAACCAUGGCUUCUGAAACAAGAAACAGCAGGGACUUUGCCUUUGAAGAAGGAAGCCCUGCAGGCCCUGCUCCCGCUAUCACAACCAAGACAAUGGUGGCUGCAGGCUCCGUGUCAAGCUCCACCACUCUCCUCCCUGCCACGCUGGCCCUGGGUGACAAACAAGCGUCCCAAGCCUUCCAGAAACUUAGUGGCACAGUUUGGAUAAGAAACAUGGAAUACUCUCCAGGCUUUAGCAAUACAAGCAGUGAGGAAUAUCAAACCUUUGCACAGCUCUUUGUUGAUGAAGUGCAUAAAUCUCUGCCCCUUGAGGUGCUCCAGCAGAUGGAUGCUGGUCUGAUUAAAGUGCUGGUAACGGGUGUUACUAAUGGGAGCACAGUGCUAAAUUUCAAUUUGCUGCUUGCAGAAGAAGUGGAUGUCCACCAUGUCAUCACCACUUUUUGUGAGGCCUUGGAACACAGCUCCUACUUUACCAUGGACAGGAACAACCUCUCCAUACAUGCUCUUCCCUUCAGCCAGAAACCAACAGUGAUGGAUAAGAAACCAACAGUGAUGGAUAAGAAACAUGUGCACAGCACAAUUUUACCUGUGACAUCUUCACAAACUUCAGCUCAUGUUUCCUCCCCUGCUUCACUGGACUUCUCUCCUGCUGAGCACAAAGCUCUGGUGGACACCAGGUUCUCCAGCACGGUGCUGACUCCUCUCACCACCAAUCCCAUGGCAACUCCUGAUUUUUCUCCUCCAGCAUCUCCAGCCCCCCUUGUCAAACCCACCCAAGAGGUUUCCAUUAAAGAAGCAGUGAGUGUGUUUUGUGAAAUUGAGAGGAUCAUCCUUGCCAUCCAGAAGAGAUUCUUGCAGCAGGAGUCCAUCCCAGAGAGUUCCCUGUUCCUGGGGGAGCCUGGCUGCAACGUGAGCACCAGCAAUGGCACCCACGUUGUGCUGCAGGCACGCUGGAGCGACUGCGGCACCCAAGUUGAGACUAACAUGACUACUACCGUGGUGAAAACCACCCUUCGGAAUGAUGUUUCUGCUCAGGGAAUCAUCCACCACUUGAACAUUGCCAGUCCCAUCCACUGUGUGUUUCAAAAUGAUGUCUUGACUUCCUCUGGGUACACUGCAGAAGGACUUUACACCAUCUUUGAGGAUUUGCACGGAUCUGGGCACUUCAGAACAGAAAUGCAGUUGUUUAUUGGAAACUCCCCAAUCCCCAGAAAUUUCAGUGUCUCUGCCAGUGAGGAUGUGCUGAUUGAAGUGGGGAUGCAGAGGGCAGACAGCAAGCUCAAGGUGGUUCUCACUGACUGCUGGGCCACUCCAACCAAUAAUUCAGUGGAUCCCCUGUCAUUUGUUUUUAUCAGCAACAGCUGUCCCAUCCCAAACACUUACACCACUCUGCUGGAAAAUGGGAAUUCGAGCAAAGCUCAGUUUAAGAUGAAAAUUUUUUCCUUUGUCAACAACUCUGUGGUUUACUUACACUGCAGAAUUCGUAUUUGUAUGGAGUCACCAGGAAGCACCUGCAGGACUAGAUGCCAUGCAAGGGCUGGACUCCUGAAGGCUGGAGAAACCCUCGCCCUGCACAGAACAUCCUGGGGACCCCUGUGUAAAUCAGCUGCAUCUGAUUUGAAGAGAGGGAAGGAGGCUGGAAUGGGAAUUGGAUACAUCAUCCUCAUAGCCCUUGCUGUGUUUGGUUUUGUGCUGGGAGUUGUGACCUUUCUCAUUUUCCAGUACCAGCGAAAGACAGGGAGAUACAACCUCAGGAUCAAGUCUGACAACUUCAGCUACCAAGUGUUCUAUGAUUAGUGAUUCCCAGCUUGCCACAUGUAAGUCAUGAAUUAGGAUCAGUUGCACUUUUUAGCUGUUUAUCUCUUCCUGAAAUGGUGAAAUACUUGCAGAUGACCAUCUUUUAUAUGAGAAUAUUUGAACCUGCCAUCCUCUUUCCUUUUUGCUGUGGGUAAAGGCCAUACAAGUAAGAAAGAAAUUCCUACUGCUCUUCCCUGUUUUCAAAUGAUGAAACCUACAAGAGGAAGAAGACUGUAUUGUGUCCUUUAUCUUCCUUCAUGGUUUUGAUCUCAGUCAGAGUAAAUGGCACAUCACCUUAGAAAACACC